This is a messenger RNA of Perkinsus marinus ATCC 50983, 429 nucleotides long. RefSeq lists its product as hypothetical. The record is from RefSeq and is a predicted model, not a curated record. NCBI's taxonomy places the organism in Eukaryota, Perkinsozoa, Perkinsida, Perkinsidae. Bases 1 to 429 code for a protein of 142 amino acids. The transcript has 2 exons.
AUGAGUGAUGAUAGAAGCAGCAGGAUCAGCAGCAGCAGCAGCAGUCUUAUUGAUCUGAAUGGACAAUUGAUAAGAUCUCAACAAGCUCAGAAGAAGAGGUUUCUACCCCUCUUAGUAGCUGGUAUCGCUAUAGCUGCUAGGAACUCACAAAAUCGUAGUAAGAAAAAGGAAGCCAAGAAAAGUGUGAUGAAUAAUAAUAAUAAGAGUACUGGUGAUAAGACUAUUGAUGAGAUGAUUAAAUGGGUUAAGGAUGUUAUGUCUGAAUAUUCAAAAGGAGAUGGACAACGGAAGUCCAUUGAUAAUGUUAUGAGAAGUGCGAAUAGUGGAGCUGUUAGGAGUACUGGUGGUCAAGAAUUCCAACUUGCCAGAGCAGCACAGGGAAGGUUUAAGGAUAGAUUCCCUCGUUAUAUUAAAGCUGUUCUUGAAUAG